Molecule: messenger RNA, 1361 nt
Organism: Saccostrea cuccullata (small rock oyster)
Lineage: Eukaryota; Metazoa; Mollusca; Bivalvia; Ostreida; Ostreidae
Exons: 7
Coding region: 1-1332 (443 amino acids)
Source: RefSeq, a predicted model, not a curated record
AUGGGACAAAUAUUUUCACAAAAUAAUUGUGAAACUCCAGAGAGGUCGAGGGAGUGCCAAAUUUAUGGAAACAACGAACAAGCAAAAAAUUUAUUUCUGAAAUUUUUGAAGUAUGCCAACAUUCCUCAGACUUCUUCCUGGACUGUAGAUGAAAUAAUAGUCGCUUUGAUUCUGUCACAUUUCGAACAAGAAAUCAAUUGUGCUCUUGAAAACAAUCCGGUUUUGCUGUCAACACUUGAAUACAGUACGGGAAAUGAUAAUAAGAAAGCGACAAACAUUUCUGAAUGCUCCGGGAAUGCGAACACGCCAAAAGACACUAUUCAAAAUCAUCAGGAAAUUGGAACAAAUACUAACAAUAAAAACGAAAGUACUUAUAAUGCAUACGAACAGAAUCAGGUCCUUGGGGAUAACUCUUUUGAUUCUACGCAUAGUUGUGUUCAGGAAGGAAUUUCAGAAUCACAAGAGAAAAUGACAACAACCGAAAAUUCAGAAUAUCCAGUCAAGAGCGUCAAAAGUCCCUCCAAUGGUGAGGAUGUCAAAGACGAGAACAGACUUAUUAUUGUCAUAAGAGGAAAAAAUAGCAAAGCAUGUCCAAUAAAUUUGAAAUCAAAGUACAAUGCUAAAGAAGUCAUUGAAAUCCUCUACGAAAGUGAAGAUUUUUAUAAAGAUUUAGAAGAAAAUGAUACGGCAAAAAUGAAAUUGAAGGAAUAUGUUGAUCCAGACAAAAUAUCCAAGUCCGGUGUUCGGGAGAAAGUCCAAAGUCAUAAGCAUAUGAAUUCAUCUGACGAUUCAGCAGGUAAUUGUUCGAGGUCCCCUCAGAAAGAUACCAGCAAACGCAAAAGCAAAAGUUGUUUUGAUGGCAAUAUAUGUGGAAAAAUUCACAAAAUAAUACUAGCUGAUAAUACCUAUAGUGACAAAAAAGAAGUCAACGUUAUUUUUGACGAACCAUUUUGCAAAACUGCGUUUUCAACAUUUUUGGAGUACUACUUGCAUGGAUUGAAUGCAAAGUGGACUACAGAUAUCGAAAAAGAGAAAAAUGUCAACCGUGAACCAGCUUUGCUUCUUUGCUUUAAUUUUUCAAGACUAGACGAUGAUGUUUCUGCAGCAGUAGUAAAAUGUAGCAAUUUGGAUGCACCAGUGAUGCUUGUUAUCAUCCAACCUUGUGAAUACGAGCAGGAAAUGAGGAACCUUUCGACCACCACUCCUGGAAAGCCCAUAGUAGCUCUUACUAACAUCCUGUACAGCAAUGCUUCGUCACAGUGCUUCGAAUGUGAUUUCAACAAGAAAGCCGAAAAAGAUAUUCUCACGUUCCUCAGCGGUUAUAAGAAAUGAAAGUGAUUAUAGAUAUAAAAAGAAGUAUC